Molecule: messenger RNA, 741 nt
Organism: Malassezia restricta
Lineage: Eukaryota; Fungi; Basidiomycota; Malasseziomycetes; Malasseziales; Malasseziaceae
Product: F-type H+-transporting ATPase subunit b
Exons: 5
Coding region: 1-741 (246 amino acids)
Biological process (GO): proton motive force-driven ATP synthesis
Molecular function (GO): proton transmembrane transporter activity
Source: RefSeq, a predicted model, not a curated record
AUGGCCUCUCGGAUCGCUUCCCGCAGCGCGCAGGCUGCGACUCGCCGCGUUCUCUCCGCUUCGGUGCCGCGCCAGGCCGUGAUGCCCGCUUCGAUGAUGACAAGCACUCCUACUCGCUUCUACUCUGACAAGCCGACGCCUGAGGCCAAGGCUACGUCCAUCAUUGACUCGCUCCCAGGCAACAGCCUCAUCUCAAAGACGACGUGGGUGACGCUCGGUGCCGGUCUCACUGCCUUUGGCGUAUCGAAUGAGCUCUACGUUGCCAACGAUGAGACCGUGAUCCUUGCUGGCUUCCUGAUUUUCGCCACGCUUCUUGGACGUAGCGUGGCCAAGCCCUACACCAACUGGGCUGACUCGACGAUCGCCAAGAUUUCCGGCAUCCUGAACGAAGCUCGUUCGGGUCACACACAGGCUAUCCAGACUCGUAUUGACUCGGUUAACGAGAAGAAAGACGUUGUCGAUGUGACCAAGGGUCUCUACGAUCUUGCCAAGGAGACCGUGCAGGCCGAGAAGGAGGCCUUUGAGUUGAAGCAAAAGACACAGCUUGCCGCCGAGGUGAAGCAGGUGCUAGACAGCUGGGUGCGCUACGAGGCCCAGGAGCGUGACGCUGAGCAGCGUCUCCUGACUGAAACCGUUAUUGAGAAGGUUACACAGACGCUGCGCGACGACAAGACUCAAAAGCAGAUCCUCGACGGUGCUGUGGCUGAGAUUGAACAGCUUGUGAAGAGCAAGAAGAUCUAA